AUGAGGAGGCGUGGUUACAGCAGAGGUGUGCUGGUGUGGCUGGUGCUUGUGUGCUCAUGCAUUCGUGAAGCACCUCGGUUUCAGGCUCAGCAAACACCAAGAACUCAUCCAGUCGAAGUGGCGGCGCUGAACACGAUCCUGGGGAGGUGGGGCCAGAAGGCGAGGCGGUCGCCAGCGUGGAACAUCAGCGGCGAGCCCUGCAGCGGCGCCGCUGUCGACAGCAGCACCGAGAUCGACGGCAACUACUACUUCAACCCGGGGAUCAAGUGCGACUGCUCUUUCAACAGCAACACCAUCUGCCACAUCACCAAGCUGAGGGUAUACGCAUUGAACGUUGUUGGCCAGAUACCUUCAGAACUGCAGAACCUCACCUACCUGUCUUACUUGAACCUGGAUCAAAAUUACUUGAGCGGUCCCAUUCCAUCAUUCAUUGGGCAAUUUUCUGCAAUGCAACACUUGAGCCUGGGAUUCAAUCCACUCUCUGGACCGCUUCCAAAGGAACUUGGGAAUCUCACGAAUCUCAACUUGCUAGGCAUUAGUUUGGACAAUUUUAGUGGUGGACUUCCUGAAGAAUUAGGCAACCUGUCCAACCUUGAGCAACUGUACACUGAUAGUAGUGGGUUUAACGGGCCAUUCCCUUCGACAUUCUCAAAGCUUAAGAAGCUGAGAAUUCUGCGAGCAUCUGAUAAUGAUUUCACAGGGAAAAUACCUGAUUAUUUUGGGAGUUUGACUAAUUUGGAAGAUCUAAUGGUCGGUGAUAUUGUAAAUGGGAGCUCUUCAUUGGCCUUUAUCAGUAAUCUGACAUCCUUGAGUACCCUGAUAUUGAGGAACUGCAAGGUAUCUGGUAACCUUGGAACAGUUGAUAUUUCUAAGCUGACAAAUUUAAUCUUGCUGGACUUGAGUUUUAAUAAUAUCACAGGCCAAGUUCCUCAAUCCAUCCUUACUCUGGACAAACUUGAAUUCCUGUUUCUUGGGAAUAAUAGACUGACAGGAAGCCUGCCAGAUGCAAAAAGCGCUUCAUUAAAAAAUUUAGAUUUUUCAUACAACCAGCUCACUGGAAACUUUCCUUCUUGGGCUACUCAGAAUGAUUUGCAUCUGAAUUUGGUGGCAAACAACUUCGUCCUUGACAGCACCAACAACAGUAUUCUACCUCCAGGACUAAACUGCCUCCAGCAAGACACUCCUUGUUUCCUUGGCUCUCCGCAAUAUCACUCCUUUGCGGUAGACUGCGGCGGUAAUAGGUCUAUGACAGGGUCAGAUAAUACUGUGUACGAUGUAGAUCAUGCAGACCUUGGGGCAGCAUCAUAUUAUGUUACCAGUGAAACAAGAUGGGGUGUCAGCAAUGUUGGAAAAUUCAACCAGGCCCCAAACGAUAGUAACAUAAUAUAUAGCUCGAACCAGAAGUUUCAGAAUGCAGCGGAUUCAGAACUGUUCCAAACUGCAAGGAUGUCAGCAUCAUCUCUGAGAUACUACGGUCUUGGACUUGAGAAUGGAAAUUACACUGUUGUGCUUCAGUUUGCAGAAACUGGGUUCUCUGAGAGAAAAGAACUUGAUAUAAGGAAGACGGCUGGUAGAAAAUCUUUUACUGCAGUUAGCAAGAGCUACACGGCAACUGUCUCCAAAAACUUCCUUGAGAUCCAUCUCUUUUGGGCUGGCAAGGGCACUUGUUGCAUUCCUAUACAAGGUUACUAUGGGCCAAUGAUCUCAGCAUUAAGUGUCACUCCAAAUUUUACUCCAAGCGUGCGAAAUGGUGUACCAGAAAAGAAAAGCAACGCUGGUGCAAUUUCUGGAAUAGUGAUUGGUGUAUCAGUUUUAGUAUUAGCAGCCUUAUUUGGAAUAUUUAUGUUCACAAAAAGGAGAAGAAGGCUGGCACAACAGCAGCAAGAACUUUAUGACCUGAUUAGCGGGUUUGAUGUCUUGAGUUUCGCUGAACUCAAGUUAGCUACUGACAAUUUCAACCCUCAAAACAUUGUUGGAGAAGGCGGAUACGGGCCAGUCUAUAAGGGUACGCUAACUGAUGGAAGAGUGAUAGCUGUUAAGCAACUUUCUAAACCAUCUCUUCAUGGGAAAAGACAGUUCGUGGCAGAGGUUGCUACAAUUUCAGCUGUCCAACACAGGAACCUUGUCAAACUGCAUGGGUGCUGCAUUGACACUAACACGCAUUUGUUGGUUUAUGAAUACCUUGAAAAUGGAAGCCUAGAUCGAGCUCUCUUUGGAGAUAGUGGCUUGAAACUAGACUGGUCAACACGCUUUGAGAUCAUUUUAGGCAUUGCAAGGGGCCUAGCUUAUCUUCAUGAGGAGUCCAACAUUCGCAUUGUGCACAGGGAUAUAAAAGCCAGCAAUAUCCUACUUGACGCCGAUCGCACCCCCAAGGUCUCUGACUUUGGACUUGCCAAGCUCUAUGAAGAGAACAUGUCCCAUGUCAACACGACGAAAAUUGCCGGCACAUUUGGUUAUCUAGCUCCUGAGUAUGCCAUGAGAGGCCAUCUGACUGAAAAGGCCGACGUUUUCGCAUUUGGGGUGGUCGCCCUGGAGGCUGUCUCUGGUCGGCCGAACACUGACAACUCCCUCGAGGAAAGCAAAAUAUAUCUUUUGGAGUGGGCCUGGAGCUUGUAUGAAGGGAAGCAACCACUAGGAAUCGUGGACCCGAGACUCAAUGAAUUCAACCCCGAGGAGGCUUUGAGAGUCAUCCGUGUCGCGCUCCUGUGCACGCAGGGCUCACCGCACCAGCGACCGCCGAUGUCAAGGGUCGUGGCAAUGCUUACUGGAAAAACCAAGGUGGCCGACGAGGUGGCAAAGCCAAGCUACGUUACUGACUGGCAGUUCAGGGGUGGGAACAGUAGCUACACCACGAGCAGCUACUGGGGGUCUACUUCCACCCCUGAGCUGAACAGGCAGAGAGAUCUCGACCCGUUGACCCAGUCACCCACGAUCACCGGAGCAAGUCACGAACUCGAGGGAAGGUGA
This is a messenger RNA of Miscanthus lutarioriparius, 2967 nucleotides long. The record is from the annotation of a GenBank genome assembly. NCBI's taxonomy places the organism in Eukaryota, Viridiplantae, Streptophyta, Magnoliopsida, Poales, Poaceae.